AUGGCAGUGCUCAACGUUCAUUUUGAGGAAGUGGGUGAGAUAUUGGCGGCACGGAUAGUGCUUCAAUUUCGCAAGUUCUACAUGACCAACGAUGAACGUAUACGACACCCUGCCGAGUUCCUCGCUCACUUGGUGAAUCAGCGGGUGUUAUCGGAGGUGGUAUUGCUCCAAGUGUUUCAGAUAUUGCUUGGGGAUAACUACACCAACGAUAGCAUCAAUCUCGCCGUGGAUAUCGCCACAUUGUGUGGCCAACACCUCGAAACUCAAGCCAAGACGGCCUCAGCGACUAUCUUCGACAGAUUCAGACAAUUGAUGACCAUGUCACACGUGUCGACUGCCAGUAACCGUCGCAUAAAACGGUUAUUCGACCACAGAAAGACCAAGUUCCAUAAGUAUCCACCAAUCCCCAAGCUGUUAGAUUUGGUGCCCGAAGCUGAUCGACCCAAGCCUCUCGUAAUCGAUCUUGGAUCUAAGAUCGAUGCUCAGGAUGCCACCAGUUUCUUUGCCGUUGACCCUGAGUUCGAUAAUUUGGAAAAGGAGUACUUUGACGAGGUGAUUCCCGAGGUGCUCGGCCCUACACCCGAAGCUGAUGAUCCUACUGAACCUGGCAACACCAAUUUGGUGAUUAAUGAUUUUCUGGAUUCAGAACGAAUAGCUCUACAAAAACAAGUCUACUUAGUGAUCAUGUCAUCACUCUCGGCGGAUGAAGCAGUACACAAGCUUCUUCGCCUCAAGCUAGAUCCCCAGGUGGUGGCAGACAUGGCCGUGAGAUGCUGUGCUCAAGAGAAGACCUACACCAAGUUCUACGGUCAGAUUGGUGAUCGAUUGUGUGCCAGACGCGAGUUCUUUGACAUCUUCAUCACUUUAUUCCACAAGUACUACCAGACGAUCGACACGUAUGAAAGUAAUGCUGUGCGCAAUAUUGGUAAGUUUUUUGGCCAUUUAUUUGCUCAAGAUUACCUCCCCAUAGACAAACUGUGGUCGCCGGUCGAGAUCAGCGCGCAGGGCACCACGGUGGCGGGACGCGUCUUCCUCAAGUUUGUAUUUCAGCAAAUGGUGGAGGAAAUAGGGGUUGGCGAAGUGCAAAAGCGCUUUGACGAUCCGGCGGUGGCGUUGGACAUCCGAGGCGUCUUCCCCACUGAGGACGCCGACCAUUUGCGGUACUCCAUCAACUUCUUCACGGCCAUCGGCCUCGGUAUCCUCACCGAAACCAUGCGGAACCACCUCACACGGAUUGAGGCUCGUAUGGAACAAGAACGGGGCCGGUCGCUUACAUCUGGUGACGACCGGAGAGCAUCUAACAGCUAUAGUCGUUCCCGUAGUGCCAGCUACUCGAGGCUGCCAAGCCCGAGAAGCCGAAGCCGAAGCUACUCUCGUAGUCCAUGA
Molecule: messenger RNA, 1386 nt
Organism: Diutina rugosa
Lineage: Eukaryota; Fungi; Ascomycota; Pichiomycetes; Serinales; Debaryomycetaceae
Gene: CWC22
Product: U2-type spliceosomal complex subunit
Exons: 1
Coding region: 1-1386 (461 amino acids)
Biological process (GO): mRNA splicing, via spliceosome
Cellular component (GO): catalytic step 2 spliceosome
Molecular function (GO): RNA binding
Source: RefSeq, a predicted model, not a curated record